AUGUGUGGGCCCAGUGUUUGCAACAAACACAUUUUCUCUAACACCCGGAACCUAAACAGGGUAGCGGUAGACAAAACGGAGGCAUUUUGGGGGGUGGUCCAGCUGCAGCAAGACAUUGCCCCCUUCUCUUCCUUCCUGGCUUUGGAGGCAUCGGGUCCAGCACUAUCUUGGGCCAGGGACCCUGGCGUCUCAGCUAAUCUGUCUGAUCCUUGCAACAACUACAUUGUGUUGGAUGAACCACGGAGAUCCAUCAAUAAUACUGAUUACAUAAAAAAAUCAUACUAUACGUGUGACAUCUAUGUCACCUGGAGCGGCUGGUAUCGUCUCUUCAUUAACAACGCAAGCGCUCAUAUCUCAGACACUUGCAUUGCAAAGGGUCACUGUGGCACUGCUACCACACUGUGGAUACCUGAUGGACACCCAACAGUUGAGGAUGGAGUCGUCACUCGAGAUGUCUGUGGUCACUGGGACAAUUACUGCUGCUUUUUCAGGUCUUUUCCCAUUAGAGUCAAAGCCUGUCUAGGCGGUUAUUAUGUCUAUGAGCUGGUUAGUCCAGCUGUGUUCUGUUCAGGAUACUGUGCAGACACUGGCAAGAUUAGCACCAGCUCUCCAGCUGUCACACAAGUGACCAUCUCACCUGACCCCUGCUACAACUACACUGUGUUGGAUGAUCCAUGGAGAGCCAACAUCAGUCAGCAGUCAAACUUCUACAAGUGUGACCAGUCUGUCAGCUGGAGCGGCUGGUAUCGUCUCUUCAUUAACGGCCAGAGAGCUCAGAUCCCAGACACGUGUGUCGAGAAGUAUAGCUGUGGCACUGUUGUCCCACUGUGGAUACGUGGUGGACACCCAACAGUUGAGGAUGGAGUCGUCACUCGAGAUGUCUGCGGUCACUGGAAAAAUUACUGCUGUUAUUAUGGGUCUUUUCCCAUCAAAGUCAAAGCCUGUCCAGGCAAUUAUUAUGUCUAUGAGCUGGUUAAACCAACUUAUUGUGAUUAUGCAUACUGUGCAGAGAAGAUUUCAGAGUCAUCAUCAUCAGAAAACCCAACUGAACUCGCCUCCUUUGGAAACCGUGUGUUAAAAAACACUGAUAAACUAAUUUCUACAUUGGUGAAGCCGACGGACACAAGUACCAGUGUCAGUUUUACUCUUGCUGCUAUAGAGGUUGAAGUCUUCAUGGUUGGACCAAAGGUCACCAAAAUGCCUCGACUUGACACAACAAAUUCUUCUGUGGACAUUGAUCUCAUUGGGAUCGCCAAGAACAACAAUGAAACAAGAUCAGCUGCUGUGGCUUUCAUGAGCUUCAACACAAUGGAGAAUCUACUGAAGCCCGACUUCUUCAACACAUCAGAUGACACGAUUAAAACCAUGAUGUCCACUGUGAUCUCAGCUACUCUUCCCAAAACCACCAACACUAAACUCACCAAACCAGUCAACUUCACCCUCAAACACAUCAGAGAGUUCGACCCCAGCGGUUCUCUGUCCUGUGUGUACUGGAAUAUCAGCGAGUGGAUUGUAGAUGGUUGUUCUGUUUUAGAGACAAACAGCAGCUACACUGUGUGUUCCUGUGUUCAUCUGUCGACAUUCGCUCUCAUCAUGCAAACCAGCAGACCACCAGAGAACGAUUCACUGCUGGAGCUGUUGAAUUUGGUGUGUGUGAUCGUGGGGCUGGUGUUCUUCAGUUUGGCUCUGUUGACCUUUGCCCUUUGUCAGAGGAGGCCUGGAGUGAAUAAUGUGGCUCGGAUCAACAUCUGCAUCAGUCUUCUCCUGGCUCACCUUCUGUUCCUGCUCACACAAAAGUUCCUGAACCUCAUACGCCCCCUGCAGGUGUUGUGUGCCGUGAUAUCAGGUGUGCUGCACUUCCUCUUUCUCUCCGGCUUUGUGUGGAUGUUCACUGAAGCUGUGCUGCUCUUCAUCUGUGUGAAGAACCUAUCACAGAUCAGCUCCAAAAAGAGGGACGUGCUUAGCAGUGUAUUCCUGUGUGUGAUUGGAUAUAUGGUUGCUCUGGCUGUAGUGGGCUUGUCUGUUGGGCUUGUUCCUGAAGGCUACGGCAGCGAACAAUGCUGGAUCAAAAGGGAUAAAGAUUUCAUCUGGAGUUUUCUGGGUCCUGUUUGUGUCAUACUAGCAUUAAACAUGAUUCUCUUCAUCUACAUCAUCAUCAAACUGAGCUCAACUCUCAAAAAUCUGAAUGCUGAAGUUUCACAGAUAAAACAAAUCAAGAUUAUGGUAUUUAAAAUACUGGCUCAGUUUGUGGUUCUUGGUUGCUCCUGGAUUCUGGGUUUCUUCACUAAUGGCAGUAAGGAGCUGGAGAUCCUCUUCCUGAUCUUGAACUCCCAGCAGGGAACCUUCAUCUUCCUGGUCUAUUGUGUCCUCAAUAAUGAGGUCAGGCAGCAGUACAGGAAGUUCUUCAGAUGUCUUUGCUGUGGACUCAAACAACACUGAGGACUAAAACAUCAUGAUCAGGAAAUAAAAAAAGUGCCAUUAUUAUGUGGGUAAUUUAUAUAACAGAUUAGAUGGUUUUGGAUAUUAAAUGUCAGUCUUAGCUUCUUUCUGCAAAUGAUAGAGAAAAACAUGUUAUAUGAGAGUUUCUAUUUCUUAUCUGGUAAUGCUGUUGGUGUAAAGCUGCAAAAACAUCUUGGUUACUGUUGUAACCCCUGUUCCCUGCUGGAGAGAAUGGAAACGUUGUGUCAAAACCCCAAUGACCUCUUAGGUAUUCAGAAAAGGCCAAUGAAAUUGGCAAGCAAAAU
This is a messenger RNA of Megalobrama amblycephala (Wuchang bream), 2744 nucleotides long. Its product is annotated as adhesion G protein-coupled receptor E3-like. Gene Ontology annotation, biological process: adenylate cyclase-activating G protein-coupled receptor signaling pathway; cell surface receptor signaling pathway. Gene Ontology annotation, molecular function: G protein-coupled receptor activity. Gene Ontology annotation, cellular component: membrane. The coding region runs from base 1 to 2439 and encodes 812 amino acids. NCBI's taxonomy places the organism in Eukaryota, Metazoa, Chordata, Actinopteri, Cypriniformes, Xenocyprididae. The record is from RefSeq and is a predicted model, not a curated record. The transcript is spliced from 14 exons.